Molecule: messenger RNA, 3300 nt
Organism: Onychostoma macrolepis
Lineage: Eukaryota; Metazoa; Chordata; Actinopteri; Cypriniformes; Cyprinidae
Product: phospholipase A and acyltransferase 3-like
Exons: 5
Coding region: 229-660 (143 amino acids)
Biological process (GO): N-acylphosphatidylethanolamine metabolic process
Cellular component (GO): cytoplasm
Molecular function (GO): glycerophospholipid phospholipase A1 activity; A2-type glycerophospholipase activity
Source: RefSeq, a predicted model, not a curated record
AUGGCUGACAAGGCAUUCCCCUCGAACAUCGCAGACAUCGUUUAUGUGCUUAUGCCAAAUACUCCAUGCACAAUAUUUUAUCUACAUAAAAAACAACUACUACAAUGGUAAAAUGUGAGGGGAAAAGGAUUAAAGUGAAAGUUUGAGGUCGCCAUGGCUAAGUACGAGAAAAAGCCGGAGCCUGGAGACCUUAUUUAAAUCUUCCGAGGCUCAUAUCAGCACUGGGCUAUGUAUGUUGGUGAAGGUUAUGUGAUUCACCUGGCCCCUCCCUCUGAACAUGCUCAAGCUGGGGCCUACAGUAUGAUGUCAGUACUACAUGAUAAAGCCACAGUGAAGAAAGAAGAACUUUAUGAAGUAGUUGGCAAUAAUGAUUAUCGUAUCAACAACCUUCUAGAUGAGGAAUAUGAGCCACAUCCUGUUCGAGAGAUUCUACAGGAUGCACAUAGAUUUUUGGGAAAAGAACUUCCAUAUAGUGUGCUUACAGGGAACUGUGAGCACUUUGUUACAGAGCUGAGAUACGGAAAACCACAGUCUCGACAGGUACGAGACGCAGUAAAGACUUUGGCUGCAACUGCUGGUGCAGGGAUUGGCUUUGGAUUCGUUGUUUAUGCUAUUUCAAAAUUUUUUGGUUCAAAAGACAAAGAGAAGCAGACACAAUGAACAGUGAAAAAUAAAGAACUAAAAGUACUGGAUUAUUUAAAGCCAGUAAAUUGUUUGGUGCUCUUUAUUAACUUUAAAUCAUUAAAACAAACCAUUUCAUUUAAAUGUAAAAAUUGUCAGCCUUAUAGUUUUAUGAGUACAAAUGGAGAGAUUAUAGAAUGUAAAAUCUAUUGUGGUGUAAGGUAACUCAACAAUAAAGCAAUGAGUAUUUAUAACUCUGUAUUAUAAGCAAAAUAUAGAAAGCUGAAUAUAGUGGCAUCAUGAACCAGCACUGGAAGGACGCAUCCUAAGGCUGCAUAUCUAGACUGUCAUCAAGCUCCUUCGAAGAACAUCUUAAUUUGAAGGAUCUAUAGUAGUGUGUUUUGCAUCAGGUGUAUCCUUCACGUAUUUCAAUCCCCCUAAUCUGAAGCUGAAAAUGGCUAUUGCUCUGUCCAAUUACCCACACUUGUGGUCUUGGCCACUUGAGAGCGCGUGCACGUGGCAGGAAGUAAGUGUGCAAGACUGUCCCAGGUCUUAAACACACCAAAGUGCAGUGUCCUUAACGCACACUAAUUCCAGAGGGGUAUUCGAGGCUUAGUGUAUCCCCUCAUGCAUCAUGUUCUGGAAAUAAAUUGUGAGAGGUCAUGGAAACCUUUCCAAUGUAAGUUAAAUAUUAAUAAUAAUUUGAUAUAUAAUUUGGUAGUAAAACAAAGUGUUUUUUAUUUUGUACAACAUUUGCAAUGGCUUUUUAUCACUCAGAAGCACCACAAAUUAAAUUGUGUCAUCUCAUCUGUAAUAGGGACUACUGAACAGACAUUUAGAAGUUUAUUUCACAAUGGAAAGUAUUGAAAAUAAAAUAAAGCUCUGUAAACUCUUGCAUUUUUACAACAUUAUAAGUGUGUCCCAGCAACAGGUAAUAAAAAGUUCUACAUGUGGUCUUCAUGCUCACUUGAACAAAAUACAGGAAAUACGUUGUAAAAGUUGUAAAGAGGUCAAGUGUGGGUAUUUUGGACAGGGCAUAUGGUUAAAGAUAAAAAUAUGAGGAAUUUUAUGUUGCUUCAGUCCAGGUGUCCAGUGGACUUGAAAAAAUGCCCACCCCACUGGCCCCCUAUUGACCAAGCCCAUGUUGACUGUUCACACUUAACAUAGGAUGAUACUUUAACCCAAAGUCUACAGGCUUGUAAUUAUCGCAGACUUGAUCAUUUUAUAGAUAAACACAAAUUAUUGAGUGAUCAUCAGUAUGGUUUUAGAACAAACAGGUCAACCUCAAUGGCUGUGAUGGAACUGGUAGAAGAGCUUUCUUCUUCAAUGGAUAAUAAUGAAUAUACUGUGGGGGUGUUCCUAGAUUUAAAAAAAGCUUUUGACACUAUUGAUUAUGGAUUAUUAAUGAUGAAACUGGAGAGACAUGGUAUAAGAGGAAAAGCUUUCGCUUGGAUAAAAAGUUACCUCGAUGAUAUCAAUUUGUACAAAUACAUAAUGUUAAAUCAGAUUUUAUGAAAGUUACUUGUGGUGUUCCGCAAGUUGUUUGUACUGUAUAUAAAUUAUAUUUGUAAAGUGUCUAAAGUAUUAAAAAUGGUUUUGUUCACUGAUGAUACAAAUUUAUAUUGUUCCGGAAAAAAUUUGGAACAGCUUCUGAAUACAGUGGAAAUCAAACUGAUGGUUUUCAAAAAAUGAUUUGAUGAUAACAGACUUUCACUGAAUUUAAGUAAAACAAAGUUUAUAAUAUUUAGUAAUCGACAAAGUAACAAUAAAGUGAAAUUAAUGAUUAAUAAUGAGGAAAUAGAAAGAGUGUACGCAAAAUAAAUUUUGGGGUGUUAUAACUGAUCAUAAAUUAUGUUGUAAAUCACAUAUAAAUCAUGUAAAAACAAAGAUGUCCAAAUCCAUUGCAAUAUUAAAAAGAAUAAAACAUAUUUUGAAUGAAACAACUUUACAUAUUUUGUAUUGUGCGCUCAUACACUGAACAAAAUUAUAAACGCAACACUUUUAUUUUUGCCCCCAUUUUUCAUGAGCUGAACUCAAAGAUCUAAGACUUUUUCUAUGUACACAAAAGGCCUAUUUCUCUGAAAUAUUGCUCACAAAUCUGUCUAAAUCUGUGUUAGUGAGCACUUCUCCUUUGCUGAGAUACUCCAUCCACCUCACAGGUGUGGCAUAUAAAGAUGCUGAUUAGACAGCAUGAUUAUUGCACAGGUGUGCCUUAGGCUGGCCACAAUAAAAGGCCACUCUAAAAUGUGCAGUUUUAUCACACAGCACAAAGCCACAGAUAUCGCAAGUUUUGAGGGAGCGUGCAAUUGGCACAAAAGUAAGGGCAAGAAUUAAUGUAAAAAGUAGGUGUUUGUCUGUCAAAGGGGUAAAUUUAUGGAAUAAAUGUGAUAAGGAUUUAAAAGUACGGUAUGUAAUUCACUUUGCAAAUUUAAGAAAAUGUAUAAAGAUAAGGUGAUAAAUAAUUAUAUAACUCUAUUUUUGUUAUGUUUGUUUUGAAUUAUGUAUGAACAUUUUGGGAAAUGUUUUUGUAAUAUUGUUUAUUUUGUAUUAUUUAACUUAGUGAAAAGUGUCGCCCAUUCAGUUAACUAUGUAUAAAGGGUAGGCAUAAUAAGCAAGGCUUCGGCCUACACCUUUUUCGGUAACUAUGUAUUUUUCUUUAUUUUGUGAAAAGUUGUUUGU